This is a messenger RNA of Astrephomene gubernaculifera, 1600 nucleotides long. The record is from the annotation of a GenBank genome assembly. NCBI's taxonomy places the organism in Eukaryota, Viridiplantae, Chlorophyta, Chlorophyceae, Chlamydomonadales, Astrephomenaceae.
CUUAACAGCUGUUUGCUUGCUCAGCGCGAGUGGUUUUGCCUAGAUCUUGAUAGACAGUAAGCCAAACUGCUUGGAAUGACUGAUGCAACAUCUGUUGCCUAAAUUCGGCACCCUCUCUGGCGGUCCCUAUCAUCAAAUCAGCACAUAUAUGUCUUUUUUGUACAAAGGUUGAGGCUCAAUGCCGAUGGAAGCAGUGAAAAAGGAACAUUCCUGUAGAAGUACACCUUCUAAGAUUGCCGGACCUCUGCAUGCGUCGUCUUCAUCGCACUUCAGUCACAACACAUGACACAACACACGGCAACAAUCGGCAACCCGAUGUUGGCGCUGGUCUCCGGGAUGGCCCAAACGCCGAGCGCAGCAGCAGCAAUGGGCCGAUUGCCUCACCUCCCGGCAUGCGACCUGCUGCUCUUCGGACCCGCCGCAAGCCACCGCUCUUCCCUCGCGCUCCACUUCGCGCUGCACCACGCCGCCUGCACCCGCCUGCCGGCACUCUUCCUGUGCCGGCAAGAGGGGCUGGAGCAGGCCGUGCCGCUGCUGCCGCACAUGUGGGACGAAGACGAUCCCGCCCUGCACCUGCUUCACUUCAAGUACAUCAGCAGUCACUUGGACUUGCAGCGCUUCGCCGCGUGCCUGCACCUGCUGCGCGGCGCCCAUGCGGCCAUUGUGGUGGAGGACCUGAGCGCGGUUGUGCGGACGGACGACCGCAGCUCGCUGGUUCGCACGCUGGCGCUGCUGCUGGAGGGGGUGCAGGCGUACAGGUCUUCCCGCGGCUGCUGCUGCCCGCUGAUGGUGACGGACUCGAGCGAGGAGCCCCGCAGGCCGCGCUACAUCUACGACCGCUGGUUUCCGCUGACACUGGCUCUUACGCCCGCCGCAUCGCCGCCCGCCCCAAGCGGCUGCUUCUGCUUGGCCGUGGCCGCACCGCCCUCCUCCUCCUCACUACUACAGCCCUCACGAGCGGCGGCUGGCGGACCGGACGCCGCAGACGCGCCGCCCGCCCCCCCUUCACCCCUGCCAGCCGCCCCGCGUGUGGGGCCGUGCUGCGUGUACCGGGCUGCGGGGAGCCAUCUGGUGCUGGAGGCGGUCGUCGAGCUGCCAGCGGGGCAGCAACCGCAACCGCAACCGCAGCAACCGUUAGUGUACGACAACCGUCAAGAAGGGCUGUUAGCCGCGGGCCGUUACCGGUAGCCAUGGGCUGCUGGGCUGCUAAUGACGGAGUUGAGAUGGGACGCGCACACGCGCACAUUGGUGCAUCUUGGUAGGCGUAGGCGGCCGGGCCCUAGGAUUGAAGCUGUAAGAGGGUUAUGAUCUUAAGAAGUAAAGUACGGGGGUUGUGGGGCUGUAUGCGUUGGAGAAGGUGAAAAGUGAGCUCUGCAUGGAUGGGCGUUGGCGUCUGUAGAAGACUGUAAUGUCGUUCAGCAACCGGUUAGGAAGCGGAAGUUACACUGGUAACCGGUUAGGAAGCGGAAGUUACACUGGAGGACAGUAGCUGAGACCAUCGUCAGACGUACAUUCUAACAGGGCGUCGACCGCCCUCCCCCAGGGGGCACGCCGUGCACAAGGCAGGGAACCGUGCCCAACAGAUACAGGGACAGGCCAC